AGGAGCGCAAAUGUCCUCUCUCUAUAAGAAGUGCCGAACGUACAACAAGGGAUUUUAUACAGCUACUCAGGAGAAACGAAAUGAUCUGCCCUGGAGCCGCAGCAAAAUGCUGGAUGGACACCUACUCCUGGGAUGGUUAUCGUUCACAGUUAUAGUGUACCUUUUCAAUUUGCCCGGACCGACAACAGCUUAUUUCGGACUGACAGGUAAUGAACCCCUGUCCAUCCUACCGCUGAGCUCCCAACCCGAGGAGAACGUGGGCAGGGCCCACUACAAGCUGUGCGACCGGCUCAAACUGGAGAAAAAGCAGAGGCGGAUGUGUCGACGAGACCCGGGUGUGGCCGAGACCCUCAUGGAGGCCAUCAGCAUGAGCGCCCUGGAGUGUCAGUACCAGUUCCGCUUCGAGAGGUGGAACUGCUCUUUAGAGGGCCGCUACAGAGCCAACAUUUUAAAGAGAGGUUUUAAGGAGACAGCCUUCCUGUAUGCCGUCUCCUCAGCAGGCUUGACUCACGCCAUGGCCAAGGCGUGUAGUGCCGGGCGGAUGGAGCGCUGCACCUGUGAUGAAGCACCAGACCUGGAGAACCGCAAGGCCUGGCAGUGGGGCGGCUGUGGAGACAACCUGAAGUACAGCAACAAGUUUGUCAAGGACUUCCUGGGCAAACGCUCCAACAAGGACCUGCGUGCCCGCGUGGACAUGCACAACACUAACGUGGGCAUGAAGGUGAUCAAAGCCGGGGUAGAGACUACCUGCAAAUGCCAUGGCGUCUCAGGCUCCUGCACCGUCCAGACAUGCUGGAGGCAGCUCUCGCCCUUCCAUGAGAUCGGCAAGCAGCUGAAACAGCGCUACGAGGCCUCUCUGAAGGUGGGCAGCUCCACCAACGAGGCCACGGGGGAGGGGGAAAUCUCCCAGGCCCGGCCCCAGCAGCAGCCCUUACCAGGCCCCAGCAAUGACCCAAUCCCACGCACCAUGGACCUGCUCCACAUCGAGGACUCGCCCAGUUUCUGCCGGCCCAGCAAGUACUCGCCAGGCACCUCGGCCAGGAAGUGCUACAAGGACAAGAACUGCGACGCCAUCUGCUGCGGCAGGGGCCACAAUACCCAGAGCCGCGUGGUGACCCGGCCAUGCCAGUGUCAGGUGCGCUGGUGCUGCUACGUCGAAUGCAAGCAGUGCACGCAGAGAGAGGAGGUCUACACCUGUAAAGGGUAGCCCAGUCUUAGAGGAGAGAGCAAGACAAUGGAGUUGGAGGACCUUUAUAAGCACUUUGAGGGAUUUUCUGUCGUGUGGGUUUGGUUCUAAUGCCCUGUAGCCCCAGCCAAUGGGGGUUGGGGUUGCAGCAGGAGAUUGGCCUUGUCUGACAAACGGGUCAACACGUGUCUCAUGCUUUCUGGUUGCAGAGUUAGAGCCUUGGAUAAAGGCUACCUCGCCUAUUCAACAUCCAGUCAGAUGUGUCAGUGAGAAAACGCAGCACUUGGCAGCUGUCUCCGGCUAGCAUGCUGUUAAUGAGGAUCCAAUAGAAUGACUGUAAUGGUAAAAGACUGGCUUUUGGGCCUUGCCCAAUGUAGAAAUGUGUGUGUUGGCGGCGAGUGAGGGUGCAGGGGAGUCAAAUGACAACUCAUAUGGCAAUCAUGGCAACCAUAUUCUGAAACUGUUAAGAACACAGGGUGUAAGAUUUAUUAUACGCACACAUAUUUACACUCGCACACCAAUGUGUGUAUGCAUAUGUAUGUAAAUAAAUUAAAUUGUAUUAUAAUGAUAUUAUAUACACUUGCCACUUCUCUGAAUAUGUUUAAACAAACCACUAACUACACAAAUGUAUUGUUGUUUGUGUAUUCUCGCUCUCUUUUGCUUUAUCAUUUCUUUUGACAAGGCCCUUUGGAAAGCAGCACAUUUGUGUCCUUUGUGUCUCUCUGUGGAUCAUUUAUGGACCCUUUGGGACUACUCCUUCCCGAGGAGAGGAAACACGCUCAUUUGUCUUUCAUUCUUUUUCGCUAGAGUGAAAUUGUUGGUGAAUACAUUUCUGAGUGCAGAAACGUCAUUUUUUUUUGCCAGUAAUUUUAGGCUACUUUUGGGCGAACUCAAAUAAUGUUCAGGGAAUAACUGAAACCACUAUACUUAUUUAGAAAUAGUAAAAAGAAAAACUGAAAAUCUGCAUGUAAUCGAAAGUUCAAUGAGAGAAUGGCCUUGCUUUUCUGAGUCUAGUGUCUAUUAUUGUCACCAUGAAAACAGGAGACCGACCACUUGACCAGUAGAGAAUGCAUCUUCCAAUCAGCUGACUAAUGCUUGAAGUAAUAGCAACCUAACUAUGUCACCUUGCUUCUUGGUACUUAGUUAGCACUCUGUUUAAAAAGGAGAAGCCAAUCUUGCUAGUAAUACUACUAUAAAGUAAAGAAAACUGCAAACUAUGGGUACAGGAGAAAUGUAACCCCUAUUUAUAUACAUACACUCUCAUAUCCUUCCUUCCUCUCUCUAGAGUGCACCAUUUGAUUGACAAGGAUAAAUGGUUGAGGUUGAAAAUGAACAGUAUGAUGCUAUGGAAACUAAAAUCCAUCUUGACAUGUCUGCAAAAUGGCUUCAAAAUUAACACCCUGAGGCAAAUGCGGUCUUUUCCAGAUAGUCCUGCUGAAGCUUAAGGUGUAUUAUGGUGACAAAAUGUGUUUGCGACAACAAAGCAAAUGUAUGCUCUAGCUGUAGCCUAUGCAUUUUCUAUCCAUUGUUUGGGGCAUAGCUAACAGAACUCCGUGACUGCAAAGGUACAAUCUCCUUUUGUGUUGUUUUGACAGUCAUUUUCUUUAAGGCAGGUUACCAUUAUGUUGUACAGUAAGAUUUGUAUGACUAACAUUUAAUAUUGGAUGUUUGAAGUGUAAAAUGACUGGUGGCAAAGGCAGAGCCAACCCUGUAAACAGCUACAAUAACUCUUCAGAUGCAAAGUCAUCUUUAGAUUCCCUUUAGGUAUACCGUCUUUGCCUUGUUUUAAGUGGGUGAGAAUGAACUACUGAGUGAGGAACCCAACAUUGUAAGAUAGCCCCAUUUACGCACUGAAGCCCCAGAAGCCCUUUAUCAUUUCCCUUUAAAGUAUUUAAAGACCUUGUAUUUAUGAAUAUAUACAGUGCAGGUGUUUUUGUUUAUUGUAAAAAGCAGUGGUUUAUUCUCCUGUGGUAUAGAGACAAGAAUGAGGCACAUGGUACAAUCUCACAGACAAUUAAAGAGGAAGUUGGUAGCAAUAAGGAGGUUAGGACCAAGACAUCUGAUGCUGGGAAGGCAAGUGGUAAAAUAUAUAAGGCUAAUCCAUGAAUAUGGAAUACAUUGCUGCUGUAAUCUUUUGUGGUCCUUCUGUAGCUCAGUUGGUAGAGCAUGGCACUUGUAAUGCCAGGGUAGUGGGUUCGAUCCCCGGGACCACCCAUAUGUAGAAUGUAUGCACACAUGACUGUAAGUCGCUUUGGAUAAAAGCGUCUGCUAAAUGGCAUAUAUUAUUAUUAUUAUUAUUAUUAUUUUGAUUGUAAGUGAUCAUCAGUAAGUGAAAAACAAGUGCCAAACGAGUACCAACAUUAGUAAAUAGCAUGCCAAUACCCUCGAAAAUAGCUUUGACCACCGACUAUGAUAGAUAGACUACAGUUCGCCCAUAGUUUUGAAUCAGUGACGCUCACAGGAUUUCUAUCUGAUUUGACCCACCAUGAUUUAUCCAGAAAAAGCAGCAUGCUCUCAGAAGGGAGUCUAGCCUAACGAAGGUUGGUUGGUUCAUCCUCUAGAGCUGAAUUCCAAACAUUUUGAAAAUGAGGAGACAUGCCAAAUAAAGAAUGGUCAAAAACAUAUACAUAGAACUUUGCACGCUACAUGGAAACCAUAAUGGCUCUGCUGAAAGCCUGAGCAUAAAUGCCUGCUACCCACAGCUUCCACACUCCCCUGCCCAAGACUGUGGUUCUCUACAGUGGUCAUUUAUUGAAUGGAUACAAAUGUUCAACAUUUGAGUCAUGGAGAGAGGAAUACAGUAUGCACAUUGCAUGUAUUUUCUAUGUUUUAUAUUCUACGUUUUUUAAGACAAAAGGACGGCAUGAUACAAUGGUUGUUCUUCAAUGUCAUUGUCUUAGUCCUUCAUAUUCUAUUUUUGAACUCAUAGCUCUGCACUGUGUAGUUGUCAGAGGAUCAUGUAUAAAAAAAAAUCUAUUUUAUAGGAAAAAAUGAAAAUAAAAGAAAGAUAAAUUAUUUUCAAAUAUGUUAUGAGCAUGUGUUCAAUGUAAAUAACAUUAAGUCAAAACUGAUUUUAUAUACUUGUAUUUUUUACUCAGUUUAUUUUCUUGAGGCUUGUAUGGGGUUUUGGCUUCUUUGCGGUGGAGGCUUCAAGAGACAGUAAAUACUGUAAAGUCAGCAUAAUUGUUCUUAAAGAUAACGCUAACAUUUGAAGUUCCUAAGCACAAAACAAAUCCUAACAAAUUUAGAAAAUCAACAAUUCUCUUCCCUUUUUCAACUGUUUUAUAUACAGUACAACACAUUGAAAGCUCAGCUGUUUUAUGUAAUUGACAUUGCACAAUACUACACAAGUAUUUUUGUAGCAUCCCGUUGUGUAGCAUGACCCAUUUGUUUGAGGGAUUGGUGAGGGGUAUAUGGGUUCUGUCUGUACCCAUUAACAUAGCCAUCUGUGCAGAUAAACACACGGACCAAACACAAAGUAGUAUUGGAGCGAACUCAUUCAACUUUUGGUAUACUCUGAUGUUCUUGCAAAGGAUCACAACAAAUGAUAUUUAGAGGGUCACAAUCACCGUGUACAUUUUUGUUAGGAUUUGUGCUGUGCUUGCUAAUAACAAAACAAACAUGUAUUACCCUUUGUGAUAAUACUAUACCAACAAAGCUUUGUCCAUGUUCACUUAUUCAUGUCUUAUGGGAACGUAAAUUAUUUUCCUCUACCUCAUGUGUAUAGCUUGUCGGUAUAAACAGAUCACGAAUGACUGGUAAGAAUGUAUUUAAGUUAUUUAACAUCUUUGUAAAAACAAAGGCAAGAAAAUCUGAAAUAAUAAAUUAAUUUUUAAAUUA
Molecule: messenger RNA, 5026 nt
Organism: Oncorhynchus gorbuscha (pink salmon)
Lineage: Eukaryota; Metazoa; Chordata; Actinopteri; Salmoniformes; Salmonidae
Gene: wnt9a
Product: wingless-type MMTV integration site family, member 9A
Exons: 4
Coding region: 11-1207 (398 amino acids)
Biological process (GO): cell fate commitment; multicellular organism development; neuron differentiation
Cellular component (GO): extracellular region
Molecular function (GO): cytokine activity; frizzled binding
Source: RefSeq, a predicted model, not a curated record